GCACGAUGGCAAUGUUGAGCAGUGUAGGGUUGAUGAUCAUGUGACUGACAGACAGUUUUGGGAGAGAACGGCACUGACUGAACACAGAAACAUCAGGCGAGACUAAAGGAGUUUCCACAGCGCGAGAGAUAGAGCCUACAAGUUAUCAUUGCCUCUGCUUUAAACCCGUUUUUCAAGAGCUCUGAAACACAGCGACGGUCGGUGAAAAAGUCCUGGGAGGAGAAGAAGCUGUUUUCAACAGCCAGGAUAGAGGUUUGGUGUGGUGUCUAUAAAACACACUCUGUUGAAGAGGAGAGGCGAACAAAUCUCAGCGGGCAUGCGGGAGUUUUUGGAGUUAUUUGACUGCAAACAUUCUACGAACAAAUAAGAACUUUCGCGCAGAUUCGUUUUAAUUGCGUCAUCAUUUUUUUAACGGAUGAUUGAGGGCGAUACAAAGUUGGAACUUUGUGUUUGAAAAGUAGUCGCAACAUCGGGUCAAAAGUUUGGAAUAAAACGGAAAACAAAUCAAACCCCUCCGUUUGCGUUUUUGUCGGGGGCUGUCGUGUUUUUCCAAAGCUUAGCGCAUUUUUUAUAGCUUUUUUUGGGGGGCCAAUAUUUUAAACAUGGUUGGGGAAAUGGAAACGAAGGAGAAGCCUAAGCCGACUCCUGAUUAUCUGAUGCAGCUCAUGAAUGACAAGAAACUGAUGAGCAGCCUGCCAAACUUCUGUGGUAUUUUCAACCAUCUCGAGCGACUGUUAGAUGAAGAAAUUGGACGGGUACGGAAGGACAUGUACAAUGACACAAUGAACGGCACAGAUAAAAGGACUUCCGAGCUCCCAGAUGCUGUGGGGCCCAUUGCACAACUCCAAGAGAAACUUUAUGUGCCUGUAAAAGAAUUCCCAGACUUUAAUUUUGUGGGAAGAAUCCUGGGGCCCCGGGGCCUGACGGCCAAACAAUUGGAGGCAGAGACGGGCUGUAAGAUUAUGGUGCGAGGCAAAGGCUCCAUGAGAGACAAGAAGAAGGAAGAGCAAAACAGAGGAAAGCCCAACUGGGAACACCUGAACGAAGACCUGCAUGUCCUCAUCACUGUGGAAGACUCUCAGAACCGUGCUGAGAUCAAACUCAAGAGAGCGGUCGAGGAGGUCAAGAAGCUUCUAGUCCCUGCGGCUGAAGGUGAAGACAGCUUGAAAAAAAUGCAGCUGAUGGAGCUGGCCAUUCUCAACGGCACAUACAGAGACGCCAAUAUCAAGUCGCCAGCCUUAGCCUUCUCCCUGGCCGCCUCAGCACAAGCUCCCCGCAUUAUCACCGGCCCCUCCCCGGGGAUGCCCACUGGGGCUCUGCGUAACCCUGCACCCAACGCACCCACCCUCAUGCCCCUCAUCCGACAGAUCCAGACCUCUGCCCUCAUGCCCACGGGCACGCCGCACCACCUCUUACCCCAGACCCCCGAGUCAGGCAUCAUCUAUGCACCCUACGAUUACCCCUACACCCUAGCCCCAGCCUCCAUUCUUGAAUAUCCUAUUGACUCCAGUGGUGUUUUAGGUGCAGUGACUACUAAAGUACGAAGGCAGGAUAUGCGCGUCCAUCCUUACCAAAGGGUAGUGACCGCAGAACGAGCCGCCACCGGCAACUAACCAAUGACCCUCUGAACUCUUCACCCAAUGAUGACCUGACCAUUGCCUGCCUGCUGACCAGUUCUCUGGCUCUCGUCCUUCGCUUCUAUGUUUUGGCAGCCUGCUGGUGAGCCCAGAAGCAGCUUUAAUUCGCUUAACACAGCCGAGAAGCCGUGAUGGCCCCCACGGCACCACCCGCAGAACCGAAUCACUUCCCUUCUCAAACUGAGGACCUCCUUGGUCAGGUGACCUGGGCUUCCCAGCCUGCACUGAAGUGGCAUAAAGCAAUAACACUGUCUGGGCGACACCUAAAAUCCUAAUGUUAGCCUUUCACACGCACACACUAAAUAAACACACAUCUUUAUUUGUUUCUAAAAAAUGAAUCAUUGAGCAUAUUGUUUAACACUCUAAGUAUGUGAACUGCAGUUCUCAUACCAUCCUGAAGAGUUAAACCCUGCAGUUUACUUUAAAACUGUCUUAGAGGUCCAAAUGUCCGUAAGGGAUGUAAAAGCCAUGCUUGCCUACCAGCGUUUUCUUCAGAGAGCUGUCGAAAAGCAUUCAGUCAGAUGAGCAAGUGUACAAACACAACAUCAAUUAAUAUCUUUUUGAUACGAGGGUGCUGCACAGGAAAUGAUUAUAUAUAUUUUUCACAGGUAAUCCUUUUUUAUAUUAAAAAAAAAAAACAGUAUUGUCAAAAUGUGAUGAACAAACAAUGCUUAUUUCCUUAUGACAUAUUUAGAGACCAAAACGGUGUCUUUUUUAAAUAAAAACAAACAAACAAGUGCCUUAUUUUACACUAUCAUCAAUUAUCAACAAGUAUGAAUGUCCAUCAAUGUGUUGUAUGCCAACAUAUCAGGUAUUUCUGUUCAAUUCCUCUUUAUCGGUGAUCAUGAAAACAAGAGGUGUACUGAACAAUGUUGCAGGCGUUACACUCAAAAGCUAGUGUUAUAUGUGCGUUUAAUAUCUUUACGAAUAAUGAUUAAUAGAGUUUUACCCUGUCACACUACAUUUGGUACUUCUUGAGAUCUUUACGCUCACAAUCUGAUUGUUUGUGAAAAUAUACGUGUAUGUUUAUAGAGCAUCACUACAUCUGUUAUACAGCAAUGAAGCACAUCGAUAUGAAACUAUAAACUAUUACUUUUCACUCAGCUUAUAUCUCAAGGAGCAGUUUUUAAUUCAGCAGGUUGAAAUUGAUAAUGGUUUGGGGUUAAUUAGUCAUUUUAUUCGUUUGAAGAAUUUAAGUGUUCGAGAAGUUGUGUGCAGACAUGUCACAUUUCCUUCCUAUGCAAAUGAUUUUCAGUUUUAUUAAAACGGCCGAAUAAAUGUCCUUCAGUUGGUCUUCCAGUACCAUUUCAGAAACUAAAAGCCUAUUAACAAAUUAUGAUUACAUUUAGUUUUUUUGGUUAUCAUAACUGGAUUUUGAGAAGAUGCAUCUCCUUUUUAAAAAAAAAAAUAAUAUUGGUUUUAUUUAUGCAGAGCAAAUGCAAUACUUUUUAGAUGUUUGCGUUUGUAAUCAUGUUGCAUGUCAUUUUUUUAUAUUACUAUUAAUCUGGAUAUUGGUAAAGGAAAAAUCCUGCAAAUAUAUUUAAUGGAUGGAAUUUGUUUUUACGACCAGGAACUGGAGUUUUUUGUGUGUUUUUUGGUUUAGUGUUUGCCUUCCAUGCAGUAUUACUAUAGACCAUGUUGACAUGUGUGAGCAUGUUUACUGAUGUUUGUGUGAGUGAGUGUUUGUGUAUUGUAUAUGCCAAUGAACUGCAACUCGCCAUUCAAGCUUAUUAUUAUUGUCUUUUCUUUUUUUUUUUGGUUGCAAACCCAAGCAGCUCCCUGCAUUGGAAAAUAUACAGUCCUAUUUAUAACCAUUGUAACAUUUUAUAAUGUAUUUUUCUAUCAUAUUUUGUAUGUGAGAAAUAACAUUAAAUCACAUUUCCAGAUA
Molecule: messenger RNA, 3525 nt
Organism: Pimephales promelas (fathead minnow)
Lineage: Eukaryota; Metazoa; Chordata; Actinopteri; Cypriniformes; Leuciscidae
Gene: qki2
Product: QKI, KH domain containing, RNA binding 2
Biological process (GO): regulation of mRNA splicing, via spliceosome
Cellular component (GO): nucleus
Molecular function (GO): mRNA binding
Source: RefSeq, a predicted model, not a curated record